Messenger RNA from Dermacentor silvarum, 1056 nucleotides. RefSeq lists its product as uncharacterized. Lineage: Eukaryota; Metazoa; Arthropoda; Arachnida; Ixodida; Ixodidae. The coding region runs from base 1 to 1056 and encodes 351 amino acids. The transcript has 3 exons. Gene Ontology annotation, molecular function: nucleic acid binding; RNA-DNA hybrid ribonuclease activity. The record is from RefSeq and is a predicted model, not a curated record.
AUGCGGGCGCUCAACACCAUCGAGCGCCUGCACCGAUCGCCGCACGGUCAUCGGCUGGUGGACCGGUUUUUCUCCCUCCCCAACUCCUGCAUGGGCCGCCGCGUCGCCGAGUUCGCCGGCUUGGUCAACUCCGGCCCCUCGUGGAAGCGCAACACCGCUGCCUGCGCCCUGAGGCAGGAGACGGCUGCGGUCAUCGAGGAGCAGCUCGCCGGCCGCGUGCUUGUUUACACGGACGGCUCUGUGCUCCGGGAUGGCGCGGCUUCGGCUGCCUGCUUCGCCCCUGAGCUCUCGGCGCAGAGCCAAUGCCGUGUCCUGCACGCGGUGUCCUCCACGCAAGCCGAGCUCGCGGCCAUCGACCAGGCGGCCAAACUGCUAUACCAGCGGCAGGUUGCACGCGCGGCCAUCCUGACCGACUCACGGGCGGCGCUCUGCUUGCUGGCCAGGGAGGACCACGGCCCCACGCUGAUCCAGCGGCUCCACCGAAAGCUGCACGCCGUCUGCGAGCUGGGAUGCGACCUCGUCUUCCAAUGGGUGCCCUCGCACGUUGGAUUGCCCGGGAACGAGGAAGCGGACCGGCUCGCAAAGGAGGCCCACACCUUGCCAGUGCCCCGGUCUCUACUGGUGACGCCUUUCGACGUCGCCCGUCACACCGUUGCUGGCUACCUCCGGUCGCAUCACCCUGACCCGCGCGUUGCCGCCGGCAGCCCCCCGAAGUUGCUGCCACGCAGGGGCUUGGGCCGCCGUGAUCGCGCUCUACUCCUGCGUCUCCGGAUCGGGUGCUGUCGGACGGCUGAGCGCGUGCACCGGUUGUCGGGACUCGGCUCGCCCUACUGCGACAGCUGCUCCGGUGUCGAAUCCUUGGACCAUGUUCUCCUGCAGUGCCCCGCGUACGCAGCAGAGCGUGGCCCUCUUCUUGCCGCCUACCGUCGCCUCGGGAUCCCGUCCGACAGCGCACGGGGGCUCCUGUUUCCUGCGACGCAUCCCUCCAUCGCCAGGCGGGCCUACGCGGCCCUCCUGGAGUAUCUGGAGGAUACAAACCUGUGUCAGCGGCUCUAA